UGCAUUUCUCUUUGUAGUGCCCCUUGAUUAGACCCCACCAUGGCAGAUCCAGAUCUUGAUUUCACUAGUGGAGAUGCUGGGGCCUCUGUGACCUACCCACAGCAGUGCAGCGCCCUGCGCAAAAACGGCUUUGUGCUCCUGAAGGGUCGUCCUUGCAAAAUCGUUGAGAUGUCCACUUCCAAGACUGGCAAGCACGGUCAUGCUAAAGUACACUUGGUUGGUAUUGACAUUUUCACCAAUAAGAAGUUUGAGGAUAUCUGCCCCUCUACCCACAAUAUGGAUGUGCCCAACAUAAAGAGAAUCGACUAUCAGCUGGUGGACAUCAACGAAGGGUAUCUAUCCCUCAUGAUGGACAACGGCGAUGUCCGUGAGGACCUUCGUGUUCCAGAGGGUGACCUGGGCAAGGAAAUUGAAACCAAACACGGCGCUGGUGAAGAUAUGAUGAUUACUGUGCUCUCAGCGAUGGGUGAAGAGUCUGCAGUGGGCAUUAAGGCCUUUACCAAAUAGGAAGAAAGACUGGGCUGCUCAGGCUGCAACAUGCACCACCGUAAAUCUUCUGCAUUUUUUUUUUUUUUUUCUUUCUUUAUCACCACCAAAGCAAUGGCCUUCACAAGCAACCUCAAUUUUUUUGUUAAAGUACUCCCCAUUUUUCUCCACUCAAUUCUCUGCUGGACGUAUUAGGUUGUUUUGGUAUUCUCUCAGAUCAUGCUGUUUUAUUCUUUUAGGUUUUUUUUUUUUUUUUUCAUUCCACUAGAUUUUGUCUUUAAAAUGCCACUUACAUUCCUGAAUGUUAAACAUAACGGGAUCCACUUAUGUAUUUGUUUUAUAUUCAUAUAGUACACAAAAUGAGCAGAAUUGAUGCAUUUUUGAAGGAAUAUGCAUAUGCGUUUUAAAGAUGGGGAGGAAAAGGCCCUUACUGACACUCGCCUGACUUAAUUUUCCACCUUGUACGGGUGCCAUACCCUUUUGCCUGACAUGGGUUGUUCUGUAUUUCGCACUCAAGUCGUCUCUCGUUUCAAUGCCUUUACCCAAAGUGAGAUGUGUACUGGUAGUUAGCACUUUGUAGUACUUGCUGUACUUUUGAGUACUACCGGAAACAUUUCAGUUUUUUUUAUUAAGUAAAAUCACUAAAACGGAAACUUCGGGGGAAUUUCUAAAUGACAGUUUUCCAUUGUAAAGUGGAAAGAAGAAUGUGAUGGCCAUGUGCGAUUACCUCUGUAACACAAUAACAGCCAGUCUGGUUUUGGCUGUCAUUGACAACCUUAAAUAAAGUGUUGAAGCCUG
Molecule: messenger RNA, 1284 nt
Organism: Trichomycterus rosablanca
Lineage: Eukaryota; Metazoa; Chordata; Actinopteri; Siluriformes; Trichomycteridae
Gene: eif5a
Product: eukaryotic translation initiation factor 5A
Exons: 4
Coding region: 40-507 (155 amino acids)
Biological process (GO): translational elongation; positive regulation of translational elongation; positive regulation of translational termination
Molecular function (GO): RNA binding; ribosome binding; translation elongation factor activity
Source: RefSeq, a predicted model, not a curated record